CACAGUGCUACUGCUCCAGGCUUCUGAAAACCACAGUUGGAGCCAGAUGGCAUCAUGGUUGGUCCGAAGAUUUGGUUUGUCUUGCUGGUUAUACUCUACAGUUUCUGUCAAAGAUGUAUCCCGUGUGGAAUUUCAACACAUGUUGAAAUAGCACAUAGAGCUCUGGAAUUUUUCAUUAAGCAUGAAGGGAGUGUUAAUUAUAGACAGUUAUUACUAAAUCACCAAGAUGCUUUUCAAGCUGGGAGCAUUUAUCCUGAUGCCUUUUAUCCUCCAAUCUGCAAACGUGGAAUGUUCCAUGAUGUGUCUGAAGACACUCACUGGUCACCAUUUCUCAAAACAAGUAUUGACUACAUCAGAAAGAAUUAUCCUCAGCCUUGGGAAGAGGCUACAGAGAAGCUGGUGGCUUUCCUGUUUGGAAUUGCUUCACAUAUGGUGGCAGAUAUUAGCUGGCAUAGCCUGGGCAUCGACCAAGGAUUUCUAAAGGCCAUGGGAGAAAUUGAUUUUCAUGGUUCAUACUCAGAAGCUCACAGUGUUGGAGAUUUUGGAGGAGAUGUAGUGAGUCAGUUUGAGCUGGACUUCAGUUACCUGGCAUCGAGUUGGUAUGUACCUGUCAAAGACCUAGCAGCUAUCUACAAAGAAUUUUAUGGAAAAGAGAUCAUAACUGAAAGCACAAUUGCUGAAUGUACUUAUCUGCUAUUUUUUGAACUGCAUGGAGAAAGGCUUCUUGUUGGCAAGCUUUUUCCAUCAUUUGCUAGUAAAUCUCCAUUUCUGGUGGAGAAGUUCCAUGAAUAUUUCCUUGGAGGAGUGGAUGACAUGGCAUUCUGGACCAACAACAUUUUUGAGCUGACGAGCCAUAUGCUAGAGAAUGGAACCAGUGACUGCUACCUGCCUGAGAACCCUCUGUUCAUAAACUGCACAAAGGAGCACAAGGACAGCCACAUCAGAAACAAACAAUCACAACAUGAACAUCCCAAGAAUACAACUUCUUUGCUUACAGAAACAUUUGAGAAGAAUAUAAACUAUACGGAGAGAGGAGUUCAAUUCAACAUACAGGCUUGGGCAACAAAAUCUCUCCGCUUGAUAAACCAUGCUUUUAAAACCAAUGUCUGGAGAGCAUUAGGAGCUACACAUCAGAAAUCUUCUAAGCACAUCUCCAAGCCAGCAGCUUCAUAUUUUCUAACUUCACCCUAUGCUAGGCUUGGAUGGGCACUGAUUUCAGCUGACCUCAACCAGGAUGGGUAUGAAGAUCUGGUGGCUGGAGCACCAGGGUACAGCACCUUGGGCCAUGUUCAGAUAGGAAGGGUGUAUGUGGUCUAUGGCAACCAGUCAGGUUUGCCACCAGAGGACAUGGAUCUGGAUGGAAAAGCUGACCAAGUACUACAGGGUCAGCAGCCUUCAGGAAGAUUUGGUUCUGCCUUGGCAGUCCUGGAUUUCAAUGAGGAUGGAGUGCCAGAUCUGGCAAUUGGAGCACCUUCUGUGGGAUCUCAGUUUCUUACUUACAAAGGUGCUGUGUAUGUCUACUUUGGAACAGAAGGAAGAGGCUUGGCACCUCAGCCAAACAUUACCAUAACUUGUCAGUAUUCCUACUGUAAUUUUGGUUGGUCCCUCCUGGCAGCAGAUGUUGAUGGAAAUGGAAAUGCUGAUCUGGUUGUGGGCUCUCCAUAUGCACCAGGUGGUGGGAAGCAGAGAGGAUUUGUUGUUGCAUUUUACUCUCAUUUCAACAGGAGUGACCAAGGACUUCUGUCAGUACAGGAUGCCAACUGGAUGGUGGAGGGGGAAGAAAACUAUGCUUGGUUUGGAUUUUCACUUGCCAGCUGCCAGCUGGAAAACGUGACAUUACUGCUUAUUGGUAGCCCUACAUGGAAGACUUGUUCUAGCUGCAAUCCCCUCUUGCUGGAUGUCAGACAGAGUGUUGGGAAGGUGUACGGGUAUAACCCACCAAGUACAGAGCGCUGGUUUGAGAUAACUGGAGACAAGGAGAUGGGCAGAAUGGGUUUGUCUCUGGCCAGUGGUGUGCUGUCUGUGGCCGGGAACACAAGGAAAGUUUUGGUGGUGGGUGCACCUACUGCAGACAGCCUGUCUAGGAUUUUAUUUAUGUCCUCAGUGCUGCAUCAAGCUGGAUUGGCUCUGGUAUAUGACCUGUCAAACAGCACCAAGCCUUCUCUGCUCAGCACAUUCAGUGGGGACAGGAGGUUUUCUCGUUUUGGAGGAGACAUAUACUUAAGUGAUCUGGAUAGCGAUGGGCUAGAUGAAAUGAUUGUGGCAUCCCCACUGCGAACUAAUGGUGUCAGCUCGAUCCUGUCUGGUGGGGCUGCUGGCCGUGUUUAUAUUUACAAUGGCAGACAGACAUCCUCGGGGAAUGUGACAGACCACUGCACAUCAUGGACAUCUCCCUGUCCGGAGGACUGGGCACAGUAUGUCCUGAUUUCUCCUGAGGAACUGUCAAGAUUUGGGAGUUCCAUUACCACUGUGAAAUCUGAAAGAAAGAAAGAACUUGUAGUAGCAGCAGAGAGAAGUUCUGCGAAAGCUCGACUUGGUGGAAGGCUUUUUGUCUACUCGCUCUAAAAGUUCAUAAAAAAAGUUCUUAAAGUCCAGGGCACACCUGGUCUUCUAGUAAAGAAUCCCUGUAGUAUUUGUGCUACUUUCCUGAACCCACACAAACCAACAUACCGUGUCAGCAAGCUUUUUGCUGAUAUCUGUAGUGGGUGGCAACAUCACUUCUUCAAAACAAGCACGCUGC
Messenger RNA from Sturnus vulgaris (Common starling), 2740 nucleotides. It is a transcript of the gene GPLD1, whose product is annotated as glycosylphosphatidylinositol specific phospholipase D1. The record is from RefSeq and is a predicted model, not a curated record. Gene Ontology annotation, molecular function: GPI anchor phospholipase D activity. NCBI's taxonomy places the organism in Eukaryota, Metazoa, Chordata, Aves, Passeriformes, Sturnidae. Gene Ontology annotation, cellular component: extracellular matrix; extracellular region.